Molecule: messenger RNA, 232 nt
Organism: Paramecium primaurelia
Lineage: Eukaryota; Ciliophora; Oligohymenophorea; Peniculida; Parameciidae
Source: the annotation of a GenBank genome assembly
AUGGAAUAUUUUGAUAAUAUGAUUAUCUUUGAAAAUUAGUUAAUCUAAAAUUUGAUUGAUUAACAAUUAGAUUAAGUUUAUGUAGAUUAUUCGAAUUUAGUAAUUUGAUUGAAUAAAUAAUUAGUUCAUACACUUAAGUAAGAAGAUUUAACAACAAUAAAUAUUCCAAUUUUUUUUAAAUAUGUGUCCAUAUCAUGAUUUGCCUAUUUCAUUCCUUCAUAUGGGAAAAUGA